Messenger RNA from Pongo pygmaeus (Bornean orangutan), 2516 nucleotides. It is a transcript of the gene MRRF, whose product is annotated as mitochondrial ribosome recycling factor. Gene Ontology annotation, cellular component: mitochondrion. Gene Ontology annotation, molecular function: ribosomal large subunit binding. The transcript is spliced from 7 exons. Bases 816 to 1667 code for a protein of 283 amino acids. Lineage: Eukaryota; Metazoa; Chordata; Mammalia; Primates; Hominidae. The record is from RefSeq and is a predicted model, not a curated record. Gene Ontology annotation, biological process: translation.
AGCUGGUGAGUGUCCUUGACAGGGCCUCGAGGUGCGCGUGUGGUCUGGGUGCCAGAGACCCUUACUCAGGGGCCUCUGGGGGACCUCAGGGGACCAGACUACCGUCCCCGACCCGUUCGAGUCCAGCUUGACCUUUAAGGCUGAGGGCGGGACCUGUGGCAUUGGAGCGAGUCUCAUGGGGUGGGGGCGGGGCUUCUUUUACCAGCUAGGAAUUUAGGGGAUGCUGGAGGAACUUACUAGAGUAGCCGCACACUUGACGGGAACGUUUGAGUUUCAGAACAAUCCCGUAGGAGUAGAUAUUAUUAUCUCCCAUAAUGAAGAAACGGAAGCUCACAUAGGUAAUUUUACCAGGGUCACUCGGUCAGAAAGUGAGGGCGCUUAAAUUCAGACCUAGGUCUCUCCGACUCCUAAGCCUGGGCUUUUAACCACAACUCUGUGCCACCCAGUGGCAAAACAGUUGUCAUUUCAGUAGCCCUUCUCCAUUUACUUAACCGUGACAAAUAGUAUUGUCAUUUACGUUUUACAGAUGAGACGGAAGUCCUGAGAGUUUGACCGAUUUAAGGUCACGUGCCUAGGAAGUGCUGGAACCAAGACUCUUUCAGACUUUUCUCUAAGUUUAGUGCCUUUUUUUUUGUUUUAAACUACACUAUUGCAUUUCCCCCCAUUUUGGAAAGCUUUAUAGUUGGAAAGAAUGAAAACCUGAUCUGACCCCUUCAUUUUAUGGUUGAAACAAAACCUAAGUAGGAGAAAUCACUUGGUACAAGUCACAAGUCAGUGGUAGAGCUGCCGCAAAUGCUUUUUGAAUACGUGUGAUUAUGAAUCUAAAUGGCGGAUGGCAGGGAGUGAUAAGUGGAUGUUGCCAAGGAUUGUCUUCAGUCAUGGCCUUGGGAUUAAAGUGCUUCCGCAUGGUCCACCCUGCCUUUCGCAAUUAUCUUGCAGCCUCUAUCAGACCCGUUUCAGAAGUUACACUGAAGACAGUGCAUGAAAGACAACAUGGCCAUAGGCAAUACAUGGACUAUUCAGCUGUACCAGUCCGCCAUUUUGCUACCAAGAAAGCCAAAGCCAAAGGGAAAGGACAGUCCCAAACCAGAGUGAAUAUUAAUGCUGCCUUGGUUGAGGAUAUAAUCAACUUGGAAGAGGUGAAUGAAGAAAUGAAGUCUGUGAUAGAAGCACUCAAGGAUAAUUUCAAUAAGACUCUCAAUAUAAGGACCUCACCAGGAUCCCUUGACAAGAUUGCUGUGGUAACUGCUGAUGGGAAGCUUGCGUUAAACCAGAUCAGCCAGAUCUCCAUGAAGUCGCCACAGCUGAUAUUGGUGAAUAUGGCCAGCUUCCCAGAGUGUACAGCUGCAGCUAUCAAGGCUAUAAGAGAAAGUGGAAUGAAUCUGAACCCAGAAGUGGAAGGGACGCUAAUUCGGGUACCCAUUCCCCAAGUAACCAGAGAGCACAGAGAAAUGCUGGUGAAACUGGCCAAACAGAACACCAACAAGGCCAAAGACUCUUUACGGAAGGUUCGCACCAACUCAAUGAACAAGCUGAAGAAAUCCAAGGAUACAGUCUCGGAGGACACCAUUAGGCUAAUAGAGAAACAGAUCAGCCAAAUGGCCGAUGACACAGUGGCAGAACUGGACAGGCAUCUGGCAGUGAAGACCAAAGAACUCCUUGGAUGAAAGAAAGUCCACUGGGGCCAGCAAUACUCCAGAGCCAGUUUCUGCUGGAUCCCAUGGGUGGCACAUUGGGACCUCUCUCCCUCCACACAGAAGAUUGUCACCAUGCUGACAGAAGGCUGUCCUUGUGAGGCCCAGCCUUCCAGGGGAACACUCAGACAUGUUCAUUCUCUUCCUGCUUCUGCUCUGGGCCUUCUGAUGUGGGUGGCUCUCAGAAAAUACUUGCUGCUGGCAAAGGGCCUGUACUCAGGCAUUUGCUUUGACUUGAUGUUGCCAAGGGACUGAGGCCAUUGGCAGGCUUAGUACCACCUGCUCCUCAUCUUAGGAGCCUCCUUUUCGAAUAAUUAGGCUCUGUUCCCAUUUUAAAACUCUGAUAUUGGCCUUCACCUGUGACUGGACACUUUACUAGAGGCCCAUUUUCACUAAACAAUAAAAUCUAAAUAAAUUGGAAGGAAUAACAACCACAAAGGAAAGAAUAGAGUUGGUCUGGAUUGAUGAUCACUGAGGAUCUGUAUGUGAGGCACCCAGAACAGUAGUUUUGCUUGUGAGUCAUCUUCACACAUGCUCUUUUCUCUGCCUGGAUCUCUCUUCCCCUCCUUACCUGGCCAGUCCUGUUUAUCAUCAGGCCUUGUCUUAGAUAUCACAUCCUCUGGGAAGUCUUCUUUUCCCCUCUAACCUAGGACCCUCAUUACCGGCUCUCAUAGCACAGUCUACUGCUUUGUACGAACUCUAAGUAUUCUUUUUGCAUGUAAUUAGCCUGUAUAUCCUCAGAACUUUGUGAAAUGCCUGGAGCAUAGUAGGCAGUCAUAUGUUGUAUUGUGAAUAAAUUGCACAUAGUAGCUACCCAGCAAA